AUGCGUGGUCUAAGUGGAUUCGUGGGUUCUUUUCAAGGGGUGAGGGCUUCUAACCAGCAACAGCGCUGCCUUAAGUUCGAGUGGUCCUCGAACAGGUCUGUACUUGGUUUUUCGCAGCGUGGUAUAGCACGGCGCGUCGCUGAUGCUGGUCUCGGACGCCGACAGCAGCAACAGCAGCAACAGCAGCAGCAGCAGCAGCAGAGGCAGCCUCAGCGCCUGCUUAGACUAUUCAGUGCUGCCGCUCCUGCGGAUACAAGCAUUACGCAUAGGGUCUUUUUUGACUUCUCCAUUGGCGGUGAGCCUGCUGGACGCGUCGUAUUUGGACUGUACGGAAAACAGGUGCCCAAAACUGUCGAGAACUUCCGCGCGCUUGCAACUGGCGAAAAGGGUUUUGGAUACCAGGGAAGCCUUGCGCACCGAGUCAUCCCUGGCUUUGUGAUCCAGUUCGGCGACUUUACCCGAGGAGAUGGAACCGGCGGUAAGAGCAUCUACGGCGAACGUUUCGAAGACGAGAACUUUGCAAUCCCCCACGAGACCGGAGCACUCUCCAUGGCAAACGCUGGCCCAAAUACGAAUGGCUCACAGGUUUUCAUUGUACUCGACGGACGAACAACGCAGCAUCUAAACGGCCGGCACGUUGUGUUUGGCAAAGUUGUCGAGGGCAUGGACGUGGUGCGCAAGAUCGAGGAAAACCCUACCGGCAGGGGUGAUCGUCCUCAACGCGCUGUCAAGAUCGAGGCCUGCGGGACGCUGUAG
Messenger RNA from Cyanidioschyzon merolae strain 10D, 756 nucleotides. RefSeq names its product probable cyclophilin B; CYPB. Gene Ontology annotation, molecular function: peptidyl-prolyl cis-trans isomerase activity. NCBI's taxonomy places the organism in Eukaryota, Rhodophyta, Bangiophyceae, Cyanidiales, Cyanidiaceae. The coding region runs from base 1 to 756 and encodes 251 amino acids. The record is from RefSeq and is a predicted model, not a curated record. Gene Ontology annotation, biological process: protein peptidyl-prolyl isomerization. The transcript has a single exon.